Messenger RNA from Microplitis demolitor, 2412 nucleotides. RefSeq lists its product as uncharacterized. Bases 21 to 1754 code for a protein of 577 amino acids. The transcript has a single exon. Gene Ontology annotation, molecular function: protein-cysteine S-palmitoyltransferase activity. Gene Ontology annotation, cellular component: endoplasmic reticulum; Golgi apparatus. Gene Ontology annotation, biological process: protein targeting to membrane; peptidyl-L-cysteine S-palmitoylation. The record is from RefSeq and is a predicted model, not a curated record. Lineage: Eukaryota; Metazoa; Arthropoda; Insecta; Hymenoptera; Braconidae.
GACACUAGUCUAAAUUCGUGAUGCUAAACGUAUCAUCAGAGCUACGGAGUUGCUGCUCACUGCAAGCGACCUUCGGGCCGCCUGAGCAAAGGAAAACGAGACGAUUGAACGGGUUACAAUUACCUCUGCAUCCUCAACAAGUGGCCGGUUGGUUUGUCUUGAUUGGACUGACCACAAGCACUGGUCUGCUGGUGAUACCGCAGCUGGCACCGGGUCUCCGAGAACCCAUCACUUGUCUUCUAGCUCUGGUCCUUCUGAUCCACGUGCUCGCCCACAUCACGGCUCUGCUCUUGGAUCCAGCAGACCCCAAAGUCCGCCGUCAGCCGACGAACCUCGUGGUCCCUGAGUUCGAUCGUACAAAACACCUCCAUGUUAUUGAAAACGGGCGUUGUCAUCUCUGUAACAUCACUACGAGCUGCAAGCGCACUAAGCACUGCUCAGUUUGCAAUAAAUGCGUACGUAAUUUCGAUCAUCACUGCAUGUGGCUGAACAACUGCAUCGGUGGGCGCAAUUACGCGGCAUUCAUUGUCUGCGUUGUUUCAGCGAUCACAGCAGCUCUGACAGUCGUCGGAUUAACGAGUGCUGAAGUCACAGCGACCUUUGAGUACUGGAAUAAAAAUUCAACGAUGGACAACAUUACGCUGCCUUUUCUGCCGAUUCAAGGCACCAGCUCACUCGUAAUUAUUUCCGUCGUUGGAAUUUUGUCAGCAAUUGCCGCUGCUCUGUUGAUACACCUGUGUUUCUUUCACGGCUACAUCGCGUGUCUGGGACUAACAACUUACGAGUAUGUGAGAAAUAAACGUGAAAAAAACGCCAGCAAUAAUGCAUUGCAGCACCAGAAUCAACAGAUUAAUAAUGAGGCUGCCAACGCUUUUUGCACGGAAAUGAACCAAUAUCACUUUUGCAAAACGGUCAGUGCUAAAGAGGGUAAUCAGCCAGAUUCAAAUCAAGUGUUUAUAUGCUCAACUCACACACAGUCGUCGAAUAACGAGAUAAGCAAAGAGAAACGUAACUUUCAUUUGUAUUUUUCUUACAAAACUCACAACGACGCAACGUCGAUCGAAUUGUCAUCGAGAUCAACGCUGGAUGACCAGGUACUGAGAAGACCAAGCAUUGAGCAGCCGAUUGAGCUGAAACCUUCAACGCCGUCUCCAGUUUCCUGCUGCUUCUCCAUCAUGAAUCAUCACAACUGGUCCGAGAAGAGGAGCAAGCAGAAAAAGUCUCGCGAGACCGAGGAGAAACCCAUGACUCGCUGCACUACUGUCCGCAGAAUCCAGUCAUUCCUAAGAACGCGACUCAGAAAAAAUCCACGAGCGCGGGCUCUCGAAACCUCCAGAAGCCGUAAAAAUCGCGUGACUCCUGUCACGAGUCCAGACUCAGACAAGGAACUCCAAGUUCAGACAAUCGCAGUGCCAGUUUCCCCGAAAGAUCCUGAUGCUGUUGUACAGAGACCAGUUAAACUUCCACCGCUUAAUCUUCCGUCCAGACGCAGCCAGACGUUGAAUGGAUCCAUCGAUGGGUUGGACUCUCUAGCAGCCUCCAGCGAAGUAAUUUUUGCGCUGCCUGUUGUCAAAAGAACCCAGCACCGGAUUCGUCGUCCGUCGCUCCAUCGCCGGCCCAGGUUCAAAAUGAGCCCCCAUAUCACGCAAUCCGCCCAAUUGUCGCCGAUUCCCGAAUCGGAAUUAUCGAAACCGGCCUCGCCGCGUUCGCCGCAGCUCAACCACUUUUCCUUUCCUCCGACUUCAACCGACUAAUCUUUUUAAAACUUUUACAAACAAGAGCUUACUUAAUGUAUCAUAAGUGAUGAUAGUGUCAUUGGAUUUAUUUUUUUAGCAGCACGUUCACGAAACGAGCAACGAAUAGAAAGUUAUUUCCAUCCGUCCUGCUAAGUCCUAACUCACCAUCAUUCAAAUCUACUGAUCAUGUGUAAAUAAUCGUACAUAUCCUCGCUAUAAACUCCAUUUGAAUAAUAAUCAAAGAAGAAAUGAUUACUACUAACUGAUAACUGAUAACUGGUAAAAAAAACAAUAAACUCGCUGUUAUUUAAAAGCUGAUAGUUCAAUCCCCUCAGUACCUGGUAGAGACUGGUACCUAAAGGGGAACAGAAGUAAACGAGUGAUUGUCAAGCCGUACAUCCUCUACUAUCCUUAAAAGGAAUCUCGUUAUAAUCGCGUGACAAAAUACUUUGUACUUUGUAGCGUGCGUGUAAUGGCAGUCACGUAAUGUGUAGCCGACUGGUAAUAGAAUAGGCUGGCUGGUUGAAAUGGUUUUAAAUAAAUAAAAAAGUUCAUAAAAAUCCAUUUUUUAUUGUAAUUCUAAGUCGUAAUUACUUCGGAAAUAGCAAGUGAAUAAAAUAGCUGGUAAAAAGUCAUUGACUUGCUGUUAGAAAUAUAAAUACUCAUUUUUAUUUAA